This is a messenger RNA of Lingula anatina, 1665 nucleotides long. RefSeq lists its product as uncharacterized. NCBI's taxonomy places the organism in Eukaryota, Metazoa, Brachiopoda, Lingulata, Lingulida, Lingulidae. The record is from RefSeq and is a predicted model, not a curated record.
CCGAAAAAAAAUUAAUACAUGGGAAUAUAUCUGUUUUAUUACUACUGUCCAAUAUUCUAAUUCUUAAGUACACAGUUCUGUAUAAAUCUACGUACACAGAGCCAUAAUAGGUAUUGUCACCAACGUGAGACCCAUUACUGAAUCAAAAAUGUGACUGUGUUAUAUAAGCACUUGUUUAAAAAAUGAUAAAAUGAAAUGUUUACUUAUUGCCUGCAUUUUACCCUGGCAAUUGGCUCUUGGAAUAUGCAAAACUAUAGACCACAAACUCAAAAACAAAAUAUUGAAUAACCUUCAUUAGACAUUAUAUAAGAGUGAAUGGCGAUAAUGUGAUAGUGGGUUCUGGGCUGCAAUAGUUCAUUAGUGCAGAUUUAUCAAUAACGUGAUUACCGCAGGGAGGAUAAAGGCUUUGUCUACCUUUGCCAAGAGAAAAACUUUGCACGGCAAAAUCGGUCCAAAAAGUUGCUAGGAAAAUAUGCGGACCACUAUAUACAUGAGAAAUGUCUUGGUUGUAGUGUUGAUGAUCCUGGUGAUAAAAACGUUGUACACAAUCGUAUAUGUCAGAUAUGGACCUAACAGAGAAGUAAACGCUCAUGGGAAGAUUACCUUAGACGUGUUAGAUUUACAGCUGCCGACGACAGGCGAUUUCAAAUGUGUCGAAUUGAAAGUAACCAGCACUAUAUCGGCGCCUAUCUGUGUAUAUGAAGUCGAAGAAGACAAAUAUGUCUCCGGCGCUUUAUCUAAUGGCGGCAUUUGGCAGAAAGAUAACAUUGAUGUGUUUCGCUUACUGGCAAAUGAAGAUCCUGAACUUAAUUUGAUAGAUCUUGGUGCGAAUUUGGGAACAUGGACAAUUAUUGCUGCAGCACUUGGAAAACAGGUGAUCGCCGUCGAACCUUUCCCGCCAACAAUCUCUCGUCUGCACAGAAGUUUGCAAUUGGGUCACUUGGAAUCUAGAGUGACUUUGGUGACAAACCCACUGUCGGACAAAUACGAAGAUGUCGUGUUCAAAGUUUAUCCCAGCAACAAAGGUGGAGUCGCCAUCGCGGCGAAAAAUAGUUCCGGGGACUUACUGGACCAUAGCACUGUUAAAAAGACAACCACUUUGAACGACCUCGCGAGUAUUAUACCAGGCGGAUUUAACAAAGCUUUCAUGAAAAUGGAUAUAGAAGGCAUGGAACUUAAAGCUUUGAAUGCAUCUGACGUUUUAUUCUCUGUUGUAGAUAUUCCAGUUAUACUAACUGAAUGGAUGGCGUAUCGGAAAAGAUUAGAUAAACCCGAGGUCAGAUAUUUUGAAGUCUGGUUCACUAAUGCGGGCUAUGUACCAUGUUAUAUAGAAACAAGUCGUUCUUCUGUUGCUCAACUUGAAUACCAUCUCUUGGGGUCCAUUAAAUCAGACGUAAAAUGGAAAGAAAUCAGUGAUGUUUUCUUGAUAAAGAAAAACGUUUUAGAAGAAUUUAAGGGUAGGGGCCGUUUAGUGUGAUCAUAAAUACAUCUCACCUCUUUAACAGCUUAUCAAAGAAAGUACUUUUUUCGAUUAAACCAAAUGUGUAAAGUAAAAGGGUAUGUACGUGUAGGCCCCCUAUUAUGAAAUUUGAUGUCACAUUCAAUAAUAAGAAAUAAAUGUGCAAGACUAACCGUUUUUAAAUGAAGUUGUUUUUAUAAUAGGCC